This is a messenger RNA of Liolophura sinensis, 3148 nucleotides long. Its product is annotated as beta-secretase 1-like. The transcript has 12 exons. The record is from RefSeq and is a predicted model, not a curated record. Gene Ontology annotation, biological process: membrane protein ectodomain proteolysis; amyloid-beta metabolic process. NCBI's taxonomy places the organism in Eukaryota, Metazoa, Mollusca, Polyplacophora, Chitonida, Chitonidae. Gene Ontology annotation, molecular function: aspartic-type endopeptidase activity. Gene Ontology annotation, cellular component: endosome; trans-Golgi network; plasma membrane. The coding region runs from base 431 to 2032 and encodes 533 amino acids.
AGUUAUGCAAACCGGAAAUGACGAUAACCUCGUACUUUAGAAGUUUUGAUGAAAGUUUCUGAAAAUUGACAAAGUUUUGGAACUGACUUGCCUUAUCUUCUGCUUCUUCUAUUUAGGUUUGUUCCUGUGUCUGAUACGGAGAGAGAGAGAGAGUAUCUCAUUGGAAGAGGAUCCUACACCUUUCCAUCUUUAUAGACAGAGCAGCAGUGAUACAAACAUCUUAUUGAAGUUGUUGAAAGUUUGGUGACAGGGAAAUGAAGUGUGACCCUGGCAUGUACAUGUAUAUAUUCUAUGUACAUAUGACUAGACUCCAGUAGACUCAUGUAUACUGUAGUGUGACAGGAGCAGUGUAACUAGUCAUGCUAGCUUCAAGAUGAGCCAAUAGACAUCAGGUAACUCACAAGUACUUGUGUAUAUAUAGCGCAGCACAAUGAAACUAUGCAAGCUCACAUCGUCACGACAACGAGUGAUGGAAGGGCGAGUUGGCUGGCCCGUAUCGUCGGUCUUCCUCAGCCUCUUUCUGAAGUGGUUGUUUGUCGUUCUGACAGUUGAUAUUGCAACUUCAGCCAGACUUCUUCAAGUGCCUCUACAAUACAGACAUAUCCAGCAUGAUGCAGACCUCCUCGAUGACACAUUCCAGGUACGGGACAGGAGAGAGACUGGGGAUUCCCCCACACCCACAUCCGGAUCCCCCCCCUCAGGGAACCUCAAGGGGCGGCCUGGUCAGGGAUACUACAUCACUGUCUACAUUGGUACACCGCCACAAGAGAUCAAUGUCUUGGUGGACACAGGCAGCAGUAACUUUGCAGUAGCAGCUUAUCCUGAUCCUUUUGUCACCACUUAUUUCCACAGAGAAAAUUCAUCUACCUUAGAGGAGCUGGGUAUGAUGGUGAAUGUGCCCUACACCCAAGGGAAGUGGGAGGGGCCCCUAGUGAGGGACCAGGUGACUCUGUCCAUCCUGCCGGACAUCACUGUCCCUGCUCAGGUGGCCUGUAUCACAGACUCCCAGGGCUUCUUCAUCAACGCCUCCAACUGGCAGGGCAUUCUUGGCUUAGCCUAUGCAAAAAUAGCUAGGCCGGAUUCCACAGUGGAGCCGUACUUUGACAGCCUGAUCAAAUCUGCUCAGGUAGAAAGUGUGUUCUCUAUGCAGCUGUGCGGCCCAGUCCUCAAUGCCGACUCCACGGGAUUGGCUAUGGCAGGCACAAUGGUUAUAGGUGGUGUGGAUGAGUCGCUGUAUGAAGGUCCCCUCUUUACCUCACCUAUACACAGAGAGUGGUACUAUGAAGUGGUGAUUACCGAUGUGGAAGUGGAUGCUGAGAGUUUAAACAUGGACUGUAAAGAGUAUAAUUUUGAUAAAACAAUAGUGGAUAGUGGAACAACCAAUCUGCGUCUUCCAAUAAAGGUGUAUAACCAAGUGGUGACCAGAAUAAAAUCAAAGCUGAAGGCUUCAGGGAUGUCCGUGUUUCCCUCCAGUGAGUUUUGGAAUGGUGAUGAUAGCAUGUGUUGGAGUAAAGACGAGUCAGCAAAUUCAAACUUCCCCAGCAUCAGUCUGUCUUUGUCUCAUACGUACAACUCCGUCUUCAAGCUAGUCCUGUUCCCUCAUCAUUAUCUCCGUCCCGUAGAUUUAUCUGACAUAGCCCAAGGUGAAGAGUGUUUUAAGUUUGCCAUAUCCAGCUCAGAUUCAGGAACUGUUCUGGGAGCCGUUGUGAUGGAGGCCUUUUAUACUGUUUUUGAUCGCAAAAAUAAAACCAUUGGUUUCGGGAAAUCUCGAUGCACAACCUCAAAGUCUUUCAUACAAGGCUUUUUCCACUAUAAAGGUAACUCUACCCUGUGUGCCUAUGUUAAGCCUGUACGGGAUGAUACCACCUUAACCAUUGUGGCUUACGUCAUGGCCGGAGUCUGUGUCUUGUGUAUUCUCCCAUUGGUUCUGCUGGGCAUCCAAUGGCAGAUGAGGAAAUUUUCAGCCUGCAGAAAACAAGGGAGGCACAGCGAAGACAAUGACGAGAGGCCUCUGCAUGAAGAAAGCAGAUAACACAUCUUGUGUUUUAUUCCCCUCCCCCUCUCCUUUCUCCCACUUCCCUACCCCCUCUUCCCCUCACUUCCUACCUCCCAAUUCAUAUAUUGACAACUUGAAAGACAUUAGGUAACACAUGUGGUAUAUUUUAUAACCCCAACCUAACUCUGACACCUGAACGGCCCCUUAUUAAUAUCAUGAUGAAAGAUAUCCAAUCCUCCAUUGUCACAUUGUCAGCGUGUAAUUUCAAACAAGAUGACUGCAAUAAGUGGAAUUAAGCUUUAAUUAUUCAUUCAAAAAAUAGUAUGAGGAGUUAGUCAUCUACAUGUACUUAUAUUUUCAAUCCGAACGAUGAUAUUACAAAAAGCCCUUACUUUUUGAUUUUUUGCACCUAUGCAAUAUCAUCAUUGAUUAUGUCAAUGUUCAUAUUCAUAUUUCUUAGUAUGGCCUGGGAAAUGGAUUACUUCCUUAGUUAACAGGGUCUUCAUAUUGGUUAUUAACUUUUAAAAGUGUGACUCUGACAAUGUCCGGAUGAUAACCUGAAAAUAUUGUGUAGAAUUAUGAUGCUUAUAAAGGGAAAUUAUGCAAGGAUUUUGACAUGUAUAAAUCCUCAGUUUGAAAUCAUUCAUACUUGUAAUUGAGAUGCAAAUAACCUUGUGUGAAUUAAGGUUAAUAACCUCAAAGUUCAUCUGUCGUUAAGUUGCACAUUUUGCCUGAAUGUAUUAAAGUGUUCCUUUUUAGAGAGAAAGGAUUUUAGAGAGGUGUUUUGAGGUUUGUUUCACAGGUAGGUUCAUAUCAAGUUCGAAAAAGUUUCAGCUCUUAUCUCAUGACAUUUAUUUGCCUAUAAAAAUAGACUUUUGGGUUGAAAUUUUUUGUCUUUUACCACGACUACUAUGUAGUAGUUAGAAUCAGGGAAAAGCAGUGGUAUACCAUAUUCAUCACAUACUUUGAAUUGUUCAAGGUGUUUGAAAUUUGGAAUGUUUUAAGGUUUUGCUGAGACAUUCAGGUUAUUUCUGCAGGAUUUUAGUAGGUUGUAAUUUAGACUUGUGUCAGAUACUUCGGUUACCACAGAAAUGAUCUGCACAUAGACCCAUGUGGAGCUUUAAUGGAGAUUUGUGGCCAAAACUCAAUAUU